This is a messenger RNA of Schistocerca americana (American grasshopper), 1546 nucleotides long. RefSeq lists its product as uncharacterized. NCBI's taxonomy places the organism in Eukaryota, Metazoa, Arthropoda, Insecta, Orthoptera, Acrididae. The record is from RefSeq and is a predicted model, not a curated record. The coding region runs from base 1 to 1110 and encodes 369 amino acids. The transcript has 2 exons.
AUGCUGCAGCAUGACAAGCCUCCAUUCCUCUCCUUGUGUUCUUUGCUGUGUGCAGGUGCCUCAGAUGCCACCAUACAGCCUUGUCCACAUGCCUCGGAAGCUGCCACAGGGCUGCAUCCGGAUACCUCGGAUGCCACCAGAGAGCCGUGUCCAGGUGCCCCGGAUGCGGCCGUAGAGGCUUGUCCACGUGCCCCGGAUGCGGCCGUAGAGCCUUGUCCAUGUGCCCCAGAUGCCGCUGUAGAGCUGUGUCCAAGUGUGUCGGAUGCCACCACACAGCCUUGUCCACAUGCCUCGGAAGCUGCCGCAGGGCUGCGUCCAGAUACCUCGGAUGCCACCAGAGAGCCGUGUCCAGGUGCCCCGGAUGCAGCCUUAGAGCCUUGUCCAAGUGCCUCGGAUGCUGCCAUAGACCCUUGUCCAUGUGCCUCGGUCGCCACUGAAGAGCUGUGUCCUGAUGCCCUCACCGUGGCGCCGCAGGCAGCCGCGGGCGACCCGCAACGCGCGUUCCGCCGCCGCUGGGCCAAGGUGCAGCUGUACACGCACGCACUGUGCGGCAUGGGCGUGGCGGGCGCGGCCGCGUCUAUCAGCCUGCCCAUGAUCCUGCACUGCGUCAGCUCCCAGCUGCUCAAGCACUGGUGCCUCACCGUGAGCUUCUUCGACGAGGAAGACCGCGACCGCAUCUGGCUCUGCGACUUCGCCAACUCCCUCAGCUUCAAGCUGGCCAGCGCAGGGGCCUGGCAUCCGCGGAAAGGCGAACGCAUUAACUACAUGGCGCGUCCAGUCAGCAAGCAGGCGCUGCGGAAGGGUAAGAUGAUGGAGCGCAAGUUCUAUCUGGGCACCAUACAGAUCUCGGAGUUCGAGCUGCAGGCCAUCUGCAGCACCAUGAGGCACAACGGCAAGAAGUACCACCCGCUAGCCAGGAACUGCCAGGACUGCUCCAAGGACCUCUGCCGCCGCCUCGGCCUCUCGCCGGGUGUGGCCAACGACCACCUGCUGGUCUUCCUCUGUCCGCCACUGGCGCUCCUGAUAGAGCUCCUUAGUUCCUCCUACAAUGCGGCCACUAAAUUCGCAGCCUCCAAAAGCACAAAUGCAUUCCAACAAGAAGAAAUGUAACAGUUCCUUACCUAGCGCAACGGGGUUCGUGAUUCUUGCGUAAAUAAUAUUAUGUUAAAACCUUUAUCACGUAUUGUCACAAUGUUCUGAGGAUGAAUACAUUUUCUAUAGUAAACUCAGGUAUUACUGAAGAGGAUUUCUAACUUGAAGCUUAGCAUUUGUUUAAGGUGGAACGUAAAACCCACAGGUCAGCUUCUCGCUUGUAGAGCUCUACCUGUUGAGCAAUCUGGAUCUGGCUGAAGGGGACCUGCUAAGUUUCAGUUCUACAUUCCGGAAUUCCAAAGAUUCUCAUUAGUUGACCAAACCUAACGCUGAUAAUAAUUAGUCAGUCUGUUAGUGACAAAGAGUGAGGGAUCUAACACAACGUGCAAAAAACUUUUUUGUGUGGACUCAUAAAUGUUUAAUUUGUACUCUUUUUCUUAAAAAAUAUGAACUG